Messenger RNA from Diospyros lotus (date-plum), 453 nucleotides. RefSeq lists its product as uncharacterized. The coding region runs from base 1 to 453 and encodes 150 amino acids. NCBI's taxonomy places the organism in Eukaryota, Viridiplantae, Streptophyta, Magnoliopsida, Ericales, Ebenaceae. The record is from RefSeq and is a predicted model, not a curated record. The transcript has a single exon.
AUGCAUAAAAUGGGAUCCCGACAAAGUCGAGGGAACCACACCUUCUUCCUCAAACACACGAAAGAUAAGGUAACUGCUCUAUUAGUUUAUGUUGAUGACAUUGUUGUGACAGGAAAUGAUGAAGCUGAGCAAGAAAGCCUAAAACAAAAUCUUGCUAAGAAAUUUGAGAUUAAAGACCUUGGAAGGCUAAAGUAUUUCUUAGGCAAUGAGGUGGCCUAUUCUCAAAAAGGAAUCCACCUAUCUCAGCGUAAGUACACUCUUGACUUAUUGACUGAGACUGGAUUGCUAGGAGGAAAGGGAGCUCAGAUUCCAGUAGAUCCAAACAUCAAGCUACGAGAAAAUUACUCUGGAGAAGCAAUAGAUAAAGGGCAGUUCCAAAGGUUGGUAGGGAAACUGAUAUAUCUCUCACAUACUAGGCCGGACAUAGCAUUUGGAGUAAGCCUAGUAAGUUAA